UUUAUUUGAUAUUUGUUUGAGGACACGAGAAAAUGUAAAUCUUGACAAGCAGAAGGUUAAUUAGUUCGUGAGAUAAGACAGGUUUAUGAUGCCAGAUUCUCUCUUAUCCAGCUCGUUCGUGCCAAAAGCUGUUUAAUGUAUGACUGCGUUUACAGUACGCGUAACUAACCCCGCUCACCUGCAUGGAACUAACUAACCCUCCAAACGCUCUGUCAGCAGAAAAGAGCCAGCUGGAUGAGUGUCCAAAGGUGACAAUGACAAGAAUCGAGCGAGGAGCCGCCUCAGACGCAGAAUCAAGAGUCACUGGAGACCUGAAGCGAAUCAUCAGCGCGUGGAAAAGUGCCGACUCAUUCUCGGGAACGUGAGCCCGACAGGUGAUAUGCAGUGAGACCUCCGCGCAUCUCCCGCACAUCUUCAUCCUCGUCACCGAGCUGAACGCACGCGAUCAUGGGGCGCUACAGCGGCAAGACGUGCCGCCUGAUCCUGAUGCUGGUCAUCACCGUCAUCUUCUUCGUGGCGGAGAUCGUGGCGGGGUACAUGGGCAACUCCAUCGCGCUGGUGUCGGACUCCUUCAACAUGCUGUCGGACAUCCUGUCGCUGUGCGUCGGGCUGACGGCGGCGCGCGUGUCGCGGCGCGCGGGCUCGGGGCGCUUCACGUACGGAAUGGGUCGCGCGGAGGUGGUGGGCGCGCUGGCCAACGCCGUGUUCCUCGCCGCGCUCUGCUUCUCCGUGUCCAUGGAGUCACUGAAGAGACUCGCCCUGCCGCAGGCCAUCGAUGACCCGCCGCUCGUGCUGAUCGUGGGCUCGCUGGGGCUCGCGGUGAACGUGCUCGGGCUCAUCAUCUUCCAGGACUGCAGCUGCCUGCGCGCGAGGCGUCAGAAGGACGCGUCAGGGCCGCGCAAGGAGAAGGAGGAGGAGGAGGACGCGGCGGAGGAAGAGACAGGCCUGCAGCAGGAGAAGACUGGGAGUGAUGGACCUCCCCUGAACAUCAGAGGUGUGCUGCUGCACGUGUUGAAUGAUGCGCUGGGUUCAGUGGUGGUGGUGGUGGCCUCGGCUCUGUUCUAUGUGUGGCCCCUGGCCCCUGAGAGCCCGUGUAACUGGCAGUGUUACGUGGACCCCAGUCUGACGCUGGUCAUGGUGGCCAUCAUCAUGUCUUCAGCUGUUCCUCUGGUCAAAGAGACGGCUGGGAUCCUGCUGCAGAUGAGUCCCGUGGACCUGCCGUUCUCCACCGUCUUGGAGAGCGUGUGCAGACUUCCCAGCGUGGUGAGCGUCCAUGAGGCUCAUGUCUGGGAGAUAGCUAAAGGACGUAACGUGGCCUCGCUGCACGUCAAAGUGUCUUCUGAGCCGCAGGAAGUGUGUUGGGACAGACCUGCUCUUCACGCACAGAUCCAGCAGCUGUUCCACCGCGCCGGGGUCCACAGCGUCACGGUUCAGCUGGAGAGCGCUGAUGGAGAACCGGAGCGCUGCGAAGUCCCCUGUGUGUCGCCCGCGUGCCUCAAACUGUCCUGCUGUCCCUCCGGAGUGUCCACUGUGUACCGCGGGAGCCCUGUCCCUCCCUCAGGAGACGUCACCGUCCACAUGCUGCCUGAGAAAGACACGGAGCACGGAUCCACCAAAUGCACCAAGUUCUAGAUCUGGAAACCCAGGGGUUCACCGAACAAACAGACUCUGUGUUUAACUAUCCUCACCACUGUGCCUCGCUGCCCUUUCAGACUCCAGCUCAUGAUUCCUGCUGAUUGUUCUUCGUUAGUCCUUCACGUUUGAGUCCUGACAGAGACCAGAUCAUCAGUCAAACUAAUCAGACGCUUAUUUAUUGUUCUGCAGCAAUUCAGAGACACGUCCGGCUCAUAUUUCAGCCCAAAACACUUGAUCAAGUCGAAGUCUAAGAAUGUAAACAUGAUGAUAGCAUUUACCGUACUGCCUCUAAUGCUAAUGCUAGCUGCUAUAAGCUAAUAUGCAAUUAUUAUUACAAUUAUCAAUAGAUUUUGGGGGGAAACUGGACCUGGACAUGGUUUCAUGAAAUUCAUACCAAUAGCAUAUUUACAUUCCUUAUUGCUAUUUAUGACCUUUUUGUUCUUAAUAAUCUUUAUAACUUUUUGGUGAUUCAGGGAAACACUUAAUCAAUGAACUGAUAUUUAGUAGUUGUUGUUGUUGUGUGUUUGUUUGUAUUUGAAAGACAAUCAACUAUAAAAUCAAGCUUUAAAACUGUAUAAACUAAUAUUAAACAUGCUGGUUGAAUUCGGAUUUAAAUAAAAAAAGUGAACUGUGAA
Molecule: messenger RNA, 2270 nt
Organism: Carassius gibelio (silver crucian carp)
Lineage: Eukaryota; Metazoa; Chordata; Actinopteri; Cypriniformes; Cyprinidae
Product: zinc transporter 10-like
Exons: 4
Coding region: 448-1632 (394 amino acids)
Biological process (GO): zinc ion transmembrane transport; intracellular zinc ion homeostasis; manganese ion transport
Cellular component (GO): membrane
Molecular function (GO): zinc ion transmembrane transporter activity
Source: RefSeq, a predicted model, not a curated record